AUGCCGCUGGUCCGCUACCGGAAGGUCGUGAUCCUGGGAUACCGCUCCGUGGGUAAAACCUCUCUUGCUCACCAGUUCAUUGAUGGAGAAUUUCUGGAGUGCUAUGACCCCACGGUGGAAAGCACUUACAACAAAAUGUUGUCAUUAGGGAAGGAUGAAUUCCACCUGCAGCUAGUGGACACCGCAGGACAGGAUGAGUACACGAUCCUGCCUCACUCUUUUAUCAUUGGCAUCCAUGGCUACGUGCUGGUGUACUCCGUCACAUCUCUCAAGAGUUUCCAGGUGGUCAAGUCUUUGCACAGCAAGUUGUAUGAAAGCAGAGGGAAGACAAGGAUGCCUGUGGUGCUUGUUGGCAAUAAAGCGGAUCUCUCGCUAGAAAGUCGUCAGGUGAAGACUGAUGAGGGCAAGAAGCUUGCUGAUUCUUGGGGUGCUAUUUUCUUGGAGUCCUCGGCAAAAGAAAAUCAGAUGACUCAAGGUAUCUUCACAAAGAUCAUUGAGGAAAUUGACCGUGUGGACAACUCAUAUGGCGAACAGCGCAGCUGCAUCCUGAUGUGAUGUCCCUGUCCUCACCCGAAGCCGCUCUGCCAGUGGGAGGGGGUGCGUCAGGGUAUUCGGGCCAAGUCAGGACAGGUAUUGCAACUACCUAAGAGCCCUGUACAGCAGGUCUGAAGUAGCUUACGGGUAACCCACACAAGCCGCAAUAUACCUCAUUGCUCGCCCCCUAUAUGAGGCGACCACGUUUUGCACAUUAGUUUGCUGGAAGCAAUCUGUAUGUAUGUAUAUGUAUUUGCCAAAUGUUUACAGAACUUGGGAGGGCAAGCGCACAACAGGAUCUAUUUAUGUUUGUUUUUUGAUGGAGGGACUCUUCUGUAUAUUUAUAUUGAAGUAUAAUCCAUAUACGCACAAGUUUACACGUGCCCGUUCACUACUUG
Euleptes europaea (tarantolino) is the source of this 932-nucleotide messenger RNA. It is a transcript of the gene RHEBL1, whose product is annotated as RHEB like 1. Gene Ontology annotation, molecular function: GTPase activity; GDP binding; GTP binding. The record is from RefSeq and is a predicted model, not a curated record. Gene Ontology annotation, cellular component: plasma membrane. Bases 1 to 555 code for a protein of 184 amino acids. Lineage: Eukaryota; Metazoa; Chordata; Lepidosauria; Squamata; Sphaerodactylidae. Gene Ontology annotation, biological process: small GTPase-mediated signal transduction. The transcript is spliced from 8 exons.